AUGGCCAACAAAACACAGACCUUGGCCUGCCCGCAUAUUGGCCUCAUCCUUGGCUGCAGCACCAUUUCCCUCCCAAAUACAAUUCAAACAGAGCCACCAAAUACUAGGGACAAGGCACAUCCAAAGAAAGGAGCAUCACGCCUCCUUAGAAUCCUAAUAUUCAAAUUGGUGCACCUAAUAUGGGCAAUGAGAUGCGAAAGAGUGAUAUGCGAGUCAACUCACAGUGAAGACUCAAUAAAAAGAAGAUGGGUAAAUGCCAUUGACAGACAACUACAGCUCGAUCGAGCACUAGCAAGUAAGACUAGACAAGACACUAAAAUGGAAUCAAAAGUAAGAAGCACAUGGUCAGAAGUAUUAUCUAAUCAACACCAACUCACCCACAACAACUGGGUAACGAACCUUGAGGUUUUAGUGGGUAUCGCGCUACCCAGGCCCUCGCAGACCGUGGCAACCAGGUAG
Molecule: messenger RNA, 459 nt
Organism: Suillus bovinus
Lineage: Eukaryota; Fungi; Basidiomycota; Agaricomycetes; Boletales; Suillaceae
Exons: 1
Coding region: 1-459 (152 amino acids)
Source: RefSeq, a predicted model, not a curated record